This is a messenger RNA of Cordyceps militaris CM01, 201 nucleotides long. RefSeq lists its product as uncharacterized. The transcript has 2 exons. Bases 1 to 201 code for a protein of 66 amino acids. The record is from RefSeq and is a predicted model, not a curated record. NCBI's taxonomy places the organism in Eukaryota, Fungi, Ascomycota, Sordariomycetes, Hypocreales, Cordycipitaceae.
AUGAUGCAUAAGGCGAUCAUCUCUUGCCUGCUUCUGCUAUCAACUGUGCAGGCGCAGCCAGUGGACACGGGCAGCCGCAAUCUUUUAUUCAGAGGCCGCAUGGCCAUCUCAGACUCCCCGAUCAGGUCUGCGCAUGACGCAUACAAGCCAGAGACAUCGGCUGCGAACAAGGACGAGAUACUAGGCAGAGAUACGUCGUGA